AUGAAUCUCAGCAGAGCAUCCUUGGGCUUCUUGGGCCUGUUUUUCAUGGCCUCGGCCAUCUUGCUGAUCUUCCUUACUUUGUUGGGAGGUGCACGCAAUAGCAAUCCGCUGAAUCAGAUUUACUUCCUCCAGGCGGACACGGGGAAUAUUCCAGGUGCACCCGCAACCUCGCGUUGGACCUUCUGGAACCUCUGCGGCGUGACGGCGAAUGGCAGGAAUGACUGUGGAACGACGCAUGUGGAUUUCCCAUUCGACCCCCCGAGCCACCGUAACUUCGACACUACCGAAAAUGUCCCUCACCAAUUCAUCGGUACGAACCACUACUUCUUGACCUCGCGGUUCAUGUUCCCGUUCAUCAUUAUCGGCCUGUUCUUCGCCGUAUGCUCCCUGUUCACUGGCCUGCUGGCCAUGUGCACCCGCGUUGCCAGCUACCUCUCCGGUCUCUUGGCCUGGAUCGCUCUGACUUUCCAGGUCAUCACGACCUGUCUCAUGACCGCUGUCUUUGUCCAAGGCCGCCGUGCAUUCAGCCGUAACGGCCAAGUCUCAAAGCUGGGUGUCAAGGCCUUCGCAUUUAUGUGGACCGCAUCCGCCCUCCUCUUCCUGUCAUGCUUGAUGUACUGCCUUGGUGGCGCCGUCGGCCGGAAAGAUACCAGUGGGGGAUACAGUGGACGCAAGGAGCGCCGUCGUGGUUUCUUCUCCUCCCAGCGUAACGGCAGCGUCAAAAGCCAGAAGCAGGAGACGAGCGCAAACUACGCUUAA
Messenger RNA from Penicillium bovifimosum, 759 nucleotides. RefSeq names its product SUR7/PalI family protein. Gene Ontology annotation, biological process: septin cytoskeleton organization; endocytosis; fungal-type cell wall organization. The record is from RefSeq and is a predicted model, not a curated record. Lineage: Eukaryota; Fungi; Ascomycota; Eurotiomycetes; Eurotiales; Aspergillaceae. The transcript has 4 exons. The coding region runs from base 1 to 759 and encodes 252 amino acids. Gene Ontology annotation, cellular component: cell cortex; plasma membrane; membrane raft.